AUGUCCACGUUUGGAGGAGGAACACUCGAGAAGCUCUCGCGAGUUUCAAUGGCACCUCUCGCUAGGAUGGACAGAAAAAACAGGAUACUUGCCUACGCAUAUGCUGGCUUCUUCGCUAUCUUCCUGUUGAUUGUUGCAAUGGUUAAUCUAGGACACCAGUUCCUCCCAGCAGCGCCUGCCAUUAGGCUGAAGUAUAAGGAAGCCUCGCCAUACGACCCACGAAAGGUAGCACUCCUUAUUGAGAAUCGACCAUCGCCGCAACUCAUUCCACUGCUGCUGCAUUUUACCGCAGUCAUUCCAAACGAUUGGCGGGUCAGGUUCAUGGGUUCGAAAGAAUCAAUGGCUUCGGUCAACAGCUCGUUGGCCGUCCAGGAUCAAGUGAACAUCGGAAAGAUGGAUCUUACCUACAUUCCUAGCAACAUGAGUGUUGCCGGGACAGAACAAAUCAGUACAUUCUUGACCAACCUCUGGGUCUACGAAACUCUUUUGGCGCCCGCGGAGUGGCUGCUCGUUUUCCAAACAGACAGCAUGCUCUGUGCAAAUUCGGAACAAAGUCUGAACGACUGGCUCGACUACGACUAUGUUGGUGCUCCCUGGAGCCUGAAAGACAAAGGUGGUGGUAAUGGUGGACUCUCGCUUCGCAAAGUCAGCAGUAUCAUCGAAGUUUUGAAGCAUCAGGUACGCUUGCCAAACAGUGAGCCUGAAGACGUUUGGCUCUGCAACCGCCUGAAUCAGCGAGUGGGGGCAAAGGUUGCCAAUGGUACCAUGGAGAACAAGUUUUCGGGAGAGAUGAUCUCCUCGUAUAGUCCUAUGGGAUAUCAUCUUGGAGGUUCCGGCAAAGUCUUGCACGGUGGUAGCUGGGGUACACCGGAGAAGAGAGAACGCAUCUACUCAUGGUGUCCAGAAGUCAAGAUGAUCUUGAGUAUGGAUGGCAAACAUUGGUUGCCCGGUGAUUGCAAAGCAAACUGGAAGAGAACAGAGGAGGAGGAAGAGUUCGAACUUAUUCCAUUCUGA
This is a messenger RNA of Aureobasidium melanogenum CBS 110374, 1014 nucleotides long. RefSeq lists its product as uncharacterized. The transcript has 2 exons. The record is from RefSeq and is a predicted model, not a curated record. Lineage: Eukaryota; Fungi; Ascomycota; Dothideomycetes; Dothideales; Saccotheciaceae. The coding region runs from base 1 to 1014 and encodes 337 amino acids.